Messenger RNA from Durusdinium trenchii, 2445 nucleotides. The record is from the annotation of a GenBank genome assembly. NCBI's taxonomy places the organism in Eukaryota, Dinophyceae, Suessiales, Symbiodiniaceae.
AUGAGUGCCGCUGCAAGUCAAGACCAAGGUGGUCUGAAGUUUUUCUCUGGCGAGUCCGAAGACCACAAGGACUACCGUCGGUGGAAAGCAUGGGUCCAGUCGAAGAUGAUGACGCUGGACAAAAUGCCCAAGGAGGCCCGAGGGGCCUAUGCUUUCACUCCCUUGAGUGGCAAGGCUUUGGAGUGUGUAGAACACCUGGAUCCUAGCGCAUUCCAGAAAGAAGGCGGUGAGAAAGUUCUGUUCGAUCUUCUGGAUCAGCGAUUCCCUCAGAAAGAAGUCACCGAUGAGAUGUCGGAGGUGCUGACCGAGAUCUUCAAUCUUCGCGCCGCCGAAGGGGUCAUGAAGCGAGAGGAGAUCGGCAAAGCAAUGCGCAGCUGCUACCCCGAGUUCGUGAUGAAGAAGAAGCACAUAGCUGGCGUUGCAAUUCUGGGAGAAUCCAUCGUAGGAGAGCCCGUUUCUGAGAUCUCCGACCUCGUCGACGACUUCAACGAUGUUGAACAAUUUCUUGCUGAGUAUCAGCAAGACGAGGCUCUUGAAGAAGAAGUCUAUGAAGAGGCCGAGGUCGCAGAAGCAUUGGCGAUCAGCUGGAAAGAUCGACGGCAAGAGCUGUCGAGGUUGCAGAAAGCUCGCAACUUUUCUUCGAACGCCGCCAAGUCCAAUGAGCUCAGAAGAAGUUUUCGUGUAGAAGUUGAAGAGUUGAAGAAAAAGACACGCUGCCAUCGCUGUGGACAAUUGGGACACUGGUCCAAGGAAUGUCGAAAAGGAAAAGGCAAAGGCAAGCAGUCCUCUUCCUCGAAGGGCUCCUCAGAGACUGGUGCAGCCCUGGUACAACCCGUCCAAGAAGAUGAUGAGCAGUUUGUUGCUAUGGCACAGCAUUUUGCAAGUUGGUCGCCGCUUGACAUCCUGCGUUCCACGAAGCGAGCAACAGAUUCCUCGAUUCCUGAUUGGACCGUGCGCGAAACUCUGCUGGUUUCAAGCCCUGGUUUCGGGGUGACCGAUUCAGGAUGCGGCCGCACUAUUGUCGGCCGUGAGACACUUGCCAAGUUCAAGCAAGUGUGGCAGCAACACGGCAUGUCAUGCCCUGAGCCUGAGCCUGAGAUCAACUACUUCAGGUAUGGCAAUGGUGAAAAAGAGACCUCCACUGAGGUGCUGGCCAUGCCAGUUCGAAUCCCUGGCAAGUCUGGAUCCAUUCGUGCAGCCAUCGUGCAAGGACAAGCCCCAUUGCUGAUCUCGCGCGCAGCUCUUCAGAAACUCAAGGCAACACUGGCCUUCGGACAAGGCACCAUGACCAUAUUUGGCGAUGCAGUGCAGGUGCCUCUCCACACCAAUUCCGCUGGACAGUUCAUGAUUCGAGUCUUGCUCGAGGAAACCAAGGGCAAGGAAGUGCAGUUCUCGGAAGUUAUGGCCUCUCAGGAAGCCAACAGUUGCUGUGAUCAUGAGCCUACAAUCGCACCUUCCAUGCCAGAGACCGCCUUAGAUCCUGAAGAACAGGAACACGUCAACGCGAUCGAGAGCCUGCCAGUUCAAGUGUGCCGACAGUUGACGGCACAAAUCAAGCAGGCACCAAGUCGAGUCGGCUCCUUUGUGCAGGGGAAGCGUUUCAUGUUGGCUGAGAUUUUCAGCCCUCCUCGUUUCGCUCCGUCCAUCGAAGCAGUAGGCAUGAUUCAUGAUUGCCCCAUGGAAGUUCAUGAAGUACUUGUGAGUCGUGAAGAGAUCCAAGGGGAGGAUGAAGAAGCCAUCAAACGAGCCCUGCAUCGACUGCGCAAGAAUCUCGGCACCGCCGGUCUUGACGAUUCCGCCAUCGCCAAGUCUCAAGCCAUUCGUACAGACAGGCAUACCGAAAUGCCGCUCACUCCCGAUGAAGCAGCACAGCUUCGCUAUCUGAUGGCCAAGGCGUCGUCAGACCAGAUGAUGCCAUCCCUGCCAAUCGAUGCACCAGGUAUUGCUUCCGGAGCUGCUGACCCAGACUCAGGUUUCAGCUUGAUUCCCUUCUCUGGAUCGAUGACUGACGCCUCCAAACGUCGAGAGGAGUUGUCAGCAGCCUCGCCGCAACCGAAGAAGGAACGUGGAUAUGGUCCAUCAGCACAUCCCAAGUUCAAGGCCUCAGGUUCCAUGGAAGGAUCCUAUGCUGCCACCGAAGGAAUUCCACCUCCGAUGCCAGGUUCAGAUUUGAGCUCAAGUAUGCUGCCAACGUUGCCUCCGGAUGUGAUGGACAUGCACCAAUGGGGUUUGAACAUGACUUACCAUGAUUUGGCAUGCUCACCCGAAGACCGAGCCAAGUCAUAUGUAAAGUGGGUAACGGCACGUCAGCGAUCAGCGUCAGGCCUGUUGCUUGAUCUUUCAAAUUAUUUGAGCCGUUUCAUCGCCGAACGUGAUGCAGCAGAAGAUGCCGCUUGGGAGGGACCAAAGAUCCCCGGCACCGAUGUGCCUCGCACCUAUAAGUAG